AUGGCUUUGAAGAACGUCCUUCUAGCGGCUGCGGCUCUCGCACCUACAGUCCUUGCUCAAGGUGGUGCCUGGGCGCAAUGCGGUGGAAAUGGCUGGACUGGUGCGACCACCUGUGUGUCCGGAUAUACCUGCACCUACUCCAAUGAUUGGUACUCGCAAUGUUUGCCUGGUUCAGGUGGAGGAAACCCAACCACCACCGCAAAACCUACCACCACCGCUCCGACUACCACCUCAGCGGGUACUGGUACCACUUCUCCUCCAACCGUGGGCAAUCCAUUCGCGAAUGUCCAGCACUACGCCAACCCGUACUACUCGUCUGAAAUCUACACUUCCGCCAUUCCAUCUCUGACUGGCACUGCGGCUGUCAAGGCCAGCGCCGUCGCUAAGGUCGGAACAUUCGUCUGGCUCGAUACUGCUGCCAAGGUCCCAACUAUGGACACAUACCUCACCAACAUUGAGGCCUUAAACGCCGCUGGUGCAUCCCCGCCAGUUAUUGGAACCUUCGUCGUUUAUGAUCUCCCAGACCGUGACUGUGCUGCCCUCGCUUCCAACGGCGAAUACUCCAUCGCCAACAAUGGCGCUGCCAACUACAAAGCCUACAUCGAUGCGAUCAGGGCAAUCCUCGUCAAGCACAGCAAGACCAAGGUCGUUCUUGUCGUUGAGCCCGAUUCUCUUGCCAACCUAGUGACCAACCUAAGCGUUGCGAAGUGCGCCAAUGCGGCGGCCACGUACAAGUCCCUCACCGUCUACGCAAUGCAGCAGCUGAACCUUCCCAAUGUCUCCAUGUACCUCGAUGCCGGCCAUGGUGGUUGGCUAGGCUGGGCCGCCAACAUCGGCCCUGCAGCUGACAUGUUCGGCAGCAUAUACAGCUCCGCAGGCAAGCCAGCUGCCGUCCGUGGUCUCGCUACCAACGUCGCGAACUACAACGCGUGGAGUAUCUCGACCUGCCCAUCGUACACCAGCGGUGACUCGAACUGCGACGAGAAGCGCUACAUCAACGCCAUCGCUCCUCUCCUGACCAACGCUGGAUUCCCAGCACACUUCAUCAUUGACACCUCGCGCAACGGAGUUCAGCCUACUGCACAGAAUGCCUGGGGCGAUUGGUGCAACCUGAAGGGGACGGGCUUCGGUGUCCGCCCAACAACCAACACGGGUGACGCGCUUGCCGAUGCCUUCGUGUGGAUCAAGCCUGGUGGAGAGUGUGAUGGCACUUCUGACUCUUCAGCUGUGAGAUACGAUGCUCACUGCGGGCUGGAUGAUGCUCUUAAGCCUGCGCCAGAGGCUGGACAGUGGUUCCAGGCAUACUUCGCACAACUGCUCAACAAUGCCAACCCUUCUUUCUAAAGUGGGAGAAUUGAGUAAAGGCGAACGUCUUGCGAGGUGUUGUCUUAGUUUUAACUGAGCCUCAACUCGUAUGCGAUGGGGUGGUUGUAAAUUAGCCUGAACAUGAGUGGUUGGUGGGGAUAAAAUGGAGAGCUGCUUGCUUUUUUAGCGAGGCACAGCACUGUUGCUAUUCUCAUUUUCCGUUCAUUUGUGCAGGAUCGGCAG
Messenger RNA from Pseudogymnoascus verrucosus, 1548 nucleotides. RefSeq lists its product as uncharacterized. The coding region runs from base 1 to 1344 and encodes 447 amino acids. Gene Ontology annotation, biological process: cellulose catabolic process. The record is from RefSeq and is a predicted model, not a curated record. The transcript has 4 exons. Gene Ontology annotation, molecular function: hydrolase activity, hydrolyzing O-glycosyl compounds; cellulose binding. Lineage: Eukaryota; Fungi; Ascomycota; Leotiomycetes; Thelebolales; Thelebolaceae. Gene Ontology annotation, cellular component: extracellular region.